This is a messenger RNA of Cavia porcellus (domestic guinea pig), 3417 nucleotides long. It is a transcript of the gene Pdzd11, whose product is annotated as PDZ domain containing 11. The coding region runs from base 176 to 598 and encodes 140 amino acids. Gene Ontology annotation, molecular function: protein binding. Lineage: Eukaryota; Metazoa; Chordata; Mammalia; Rodentia; Caviidae. Gene Ontology annotation, cellular component: basolateral plasma membrane; cell-cell junction; synapse. The transcript is spliced from 7 exons. The record is from RefSeq and is a predicted model, not a curated record. Gene Ontology annotation, biological process: maintenance of epithelial cell apical/basal polarity; neurotransmitter secretion; protein localization to basolateral plasma membrane.
UAGGAAGAGGCGGGCAACCUUGCCACUGCCCGCCCCUAGUCUAAGCUAGCCUACAUCCGUUUCCGGUUCCCAAAUCGAAUUGGCGGCUAGCCUAUUAGCUGCUGAGGCCUGACUGCUGCUGAGGUGUUGAGGUGUUUACCCUGUUGUGAGCGCGGGACUCAGGACCUUGCCUAAGAUGGACAGCCGGAUUCCUUAUGACGACUACCCAGUGGUUUUCCUGCCUGCCUAUGAGAAUCCUCCAGCAUGGAUUCCUCCUCACGAGAGACUAUAUCACCCAGACUACAACAAUGAGUUGACCCAGUUUCUCCCCCGAAUUGUCACACUGAAGAAGCCUCCUGGAGCUCAGUUGGGAUUUAACAUCCGAGGAGGAAAGGCUUCUCAGUUAGGCAUCUUCAUUUCCAAGGUGAUUCCUGACUCUGAUGCACAUCGAGCAGGACUUCAAGAAGGAGACCAAGUUCUGGCUGUGAAUGAUGUGGAUUUCCAAGAUAUUGAGCACAGCAAGGCUGUUGAGAUCCUGAAGACAGCCCGUGAAAUCAGCAUGCGUGUGCGCUUCUUUCCCUACAAUUAUCAUCGCCAAAAAGAAAGAACUGUGCACUAGAGAGUUUCAGCUCACUAGACAGUUGCAGCACUCAGCCCCUUCCUGGAACAUUGGGUGGGGAAGAUGGAGAGACAUAGCCAACUGCAUUAUUCAAACUGUACUGUCUUUUUAAUUCCCUGUUUUUCUAGAUGAGCUUCAUUCCCUGAAAGGAGAAGGAUGAUGAGGUCUAGGAUAAGCCUUACCUAUAGAGAACCCAGCUAGAAAAGGUAACUGACAUUUAUUAGAUAUGAUAAGCUAGGAUAUACAGGUUAACAGUUUGACUAUAGAAAUCAGAAAAAAAAGAAUCUUGUAUCUCAUUUGUCUGCCAUCUCCCCCAUCCUUAUAUUACUAGAAGUUUCAUACAUACUUUGCGGAUUUCAAUGAGACACUCUUUUUACCCCUGCUCUAUCCUCUUCCCUCAAAAGUUAAACACAAUACUGUAUAAAUGCUGUGACUUUUGAAUGAUAGUGAUUGGACAUAAAAUGCUCUUGAGACAAGAAAAAGCUCUUCUGAAGAGAGAAAAUCAGCAACAUCUAUGCCUUUUAUGAUUUAUAUCAGUUGUCCCCCCACACCAAACCCUGAUGAAGUAUGGGCUUUUUCAGAGGUGGUUGAAUCUAGACUAUAUGAUGCUGGGAUUAAGGGUGUAUGAUUAGUGAAUCAGUCCACUGAUUGAUUUGACAUAGUUCUGGCUAGGUCUAAUGGGAUGAAUGCUAUACACAUGCUAUAGUGGGUAGUAUGCAUACAGUAUAAGGGACAGAAAGAGGCUUGUCCCUCUCUCCCUUGUUACUUUGUUACCAUCUGGCUGCCAUGAAAAGGUCCCGUUCAUUGCCUUUGCUGCCUUCUGCCACCAUAAACUAUUGCCCAUCUACCAUGUGUCACCCUGCCUUUGAAGCAAACCAACUAUGAACUGGAACUACAAACUGAGCUAAAUAAACCUUUUCUCCCUUUAAGUUUGGGCAUCAGGUAUUUUGUCUUAGCAGUGAGAGAAAAGUGACUAAGACAGAUUUUGGUACCAGAGAAUUGAGGUCCUUAAUGUAACUAUACCUGACCAUAUGGUUCAGGAGUCUUUGGCAGCAGCUUGUGGAGAAAGUUUGGAAUGGUUUGGAGAUACCCAUCAAAGAAGAUAGUUGUGGAGUGCCUUAGGGUGUACUACUGUAUGAGAGAUUUUGGUCAGAGCUCAGAAGACCACAAGGCUGAUAGAAACCUGCCAGUAAAGACCAGGCUUUGAAGCUUUUGCAGUGAAGGACUGCCUUGGCUUUGAACUCCAGAUGAUGUGUGUUAUGGCUUGGCAGAAAGUUUGUCUGCAUGUUGCUCAUGUCCAGAAGCUUCCUGAAACUAAACAUAAGGAUAGUGGACUAUUCUGGCAGAAGUAAUUUCAAGGCAGCCAAAUGUUGAGGUGAUCAUAUGGCUACUUUGGGGGGCUUUUAGUUAGAUCAGUGUUCAGAAUCAAGAGCAAAGUGGCCAGCACAAUGAUUUGCAGCAUUGAAUUUGGCCAGAAAAAGUGCCAGUGAAGCUGUAAAGAUAAGAAUAAGGGAGAUCUUGAUUGCUCAGAAGAAAUAGAAUAAAAAGAUGAUGUGAUGGCAUCACAAGAAGCAACAGAACUCUACCCUGUGCAGCCUCAAAAUUGUAAAUGUGAAAUACUUUGCUUUGAGAAGAGGGCCCAGAGCACCAUGUUCUAAAAUUGCAGUGGUCUAGGGAAGUCAUUCUUUGGGAUUUGGUUCAUAGGCACUCAACGCCUACAGCCAAGAGAAAAGGGAUCCUGGCUUCUAUUCCAGCUGACGGCAGACCUUGGCAUCAUCCACAUGAUACUGAUUUUACGUACGUGCAGUAUGAAAGAAUUGUGGGGUCAAGAAUGCUUCCACUUACAUUUCAGAAGAAGGCCUGGGAGGCCAGGCAGUGUGCCCCUGAGAAGGCAGUAUGUGAAGCUGUGAGUGGCAAGCCAAGGGUUCAUUGGAGACCCCAGAAGUUUAGAGAACCAGGAACAUGGAUUGUCUGAGAAAAAUUACAAGGAGGGAGCAGAGGUGGUCACAGUGAUAAGCCUUGGGGUACCACUGGAAGUAUUGUAGAGGCAGAGCCACACAAGCCCUUUGGAGCUCACAGAUUGCCUGGAAUGCUGGAAGUGAAACUGGGAUUUAAUGUUUACCCUGCUGCAUUUUGAAUUUGUUUUGGCCUCAUUCCUUGUAGUCUCCUAUUUAUAACUUUUGGAAUGGAAAUGUCUGUUUUGUGCCAUUGAAUUUAGAAGUGUUUCACUUACUUUUCAUUUGUACAGGGGCUCACAGCUGAGAGUUUGCCUUAAACCUCAGAGUAUACUUGGGACUCAAACUUUUCAGCAAUUCUAAAAUUGUUAGGAUUUUGGCAACUCUUGGAGGAAUUAAAUGCCUUUUGCAUAAAGGGAUGUACAUAAGUCUAUGGAGGGCCAGGGGUAGAAUAUUGUAAUUUGUGUCUAGGUGUCCCCCAAAAUCCUCGUGUGGUUAUAGGACCUUUUCAGCAGUGGCUAAAUCUAGUAUGUGAUGCUGGGAUUAAGGGUAUGUGAUUAGUAAAUCAGUCCACUGAUUGGUUUGGCAUAGUUCUGGUUAGGAUUAAGGGUGUGAAUAUUACAUCUAGCCUAAAGUGGGUAAACUACAUACAGUGUAAGGGACCAAGAGAGGCUUGUCCUUCGCUCCCUUGUGGCUUUGCUAACCUCUGACUUCCAUAGAUAGGCCCCUUUUUUGUUGCUUUUCCUGUCUUCUGCUACCAUAAACUGUUGCCAGUCUGCCAUGUACCACCCUGCUUCGGAGCCUGCCAAUUGUGGACUGAAACCUUUACAAACUGUGAGCUAAAUAAACCUUUCUUCCUUUUAA